ACACCAGCCCUGACCAUCACACCAGCCCUGACCAUCACACCAGCCCUGACCAUCACACCAGCCCUGACCAUCACACCAGCCCUGACCAUCACACCAGCCCUGACCAUCACACCAGCCCUGACCAUCACACCAGCCCUGACCAUCACAUUUGCCCCGACCCAUCACACCAGCCCCAUCACACCAGCCCCAUCACACCAGCCCCAUCACACCAGCCCCAUCACACCAGCCCCAUCACACCAGCCCCAUCACACCAGCCCCAUCACACCAGCCCCAUCACACCAGCCCCGACCCGACCAUCACACCAGCCCCAUCACACCAGCCCCGACCAUCACACCAGCCCCAUCACACCAGCCCCGACCCAUCACACCAGCCCAGCCCCGACCCAUCACACCAGCCCCAUCACACCAGCCCCAUCACACCAGCCCCGACCCAUCACAUCACACCAGCCCAGCCCCGACCAUCACACCAGCCCCUUCACACCAGCCCCAUCACACCAGCCCCAUCACACCAGCCCAGCCCCGACCAUCACACCAGCCCCAUCACACCAGCCCAGCCCCGACCAUCACACCAGCCCAGCCCCGACCCAUCGCACCAGCCCCGACCCAUCGCACCAGCCCCGACCCAUCGCACCAGCCCCAUCGCACCAGCCCCAUCGCACCAGCCCCACCUCACCACACCAGCCCCAACCCACCGCACCAGCCCCGACCCAUCACAUCUAAUGUCUAA
This is a messenger RNA of Oncorhynchus gorbuscha (pink salmon), 726 nucleotides long. Its product is annotated as protein TRACHEARY ELEMENT DIFFERENTIATION-RELATED 7A-like. NCBI's taxonomy places the organism in Eukaryota, Metazoa, Chordata, Actinopteri, Salmoniformes, Salmonidae. The record is from RefSeq and is a predicted model, not a curated record. The transcript has a single exon. The annotation marks the transcript as partial.